Tarenaya hassleriana is the source of this 506-nucleotide messenger RNA. RefSeq names its product 2S seed storage protein 5-like. Lineage: Eukaryota; Viridiplantae; Streptophyta; Magnoliopsida; Brassicales; Cleomaceae. The transcript has a single exon. Gene Ontology annotation, molecular function: nutrient reservoir activity. The coding region runs from base 10 to 480 and encodes 156 amino acids. The record is from RefSeq and is a predicted model, not a curated record.
UAUACAAACAUGGCGAAGCUCAUAGUCCUCUUGGCAACUUUUGCCCUCUUCCUCGUCCUGUCUAACGCCUCCAUCUACCGCACGGUGGUUGAGUUCGACGAAGACGACGUGAACCAGAGGGGCCCACAAGGACGCUGCCAGAGGGAGUUCCAGCAGCAACAGCAGCUCAGGGCUUGCCAACAAUGGAUCCGCCGACGCGCCCAACGCGGCGGUGGCUGGGCCGACGAUGACAUCGAGCUCGUGACCGAAGACGACGACGUGAACCAGAGGCCGCCAGCCCUCCGACAGUGCUGCAACGAGCUGCGCCAAGUUGACCGCAUGUGCGUGUGCCCAGUGAUAAGGCACGCGGCUCAACAGGUGAGGUACCAGGGACAGCACCAGCCGCAGCAGGUGAGACAGAUGUUCCAAGCUGCUAGGAACUUGCCCAACAUCUGCAACAUCCCUGUCGGACAAUGCCAGUUCCAGGCUACCGCUUACUAAACCCGAAACGGGAAUGCACGUGCAUG